Molecule: messenger RNA, 1171 nt
Organism: Populus nigra (black poplar)
Lineage: Eukaryota; Viridiplantae; Streptophyta; Magnoliopsida; Malpighiales; Salicaceae
Product: protein MKS1-like
Exons: 1
Coding region: 279-917 (212 amino acids)
Cellular component (GO): nucleus
Source: RefSeq, a predicted model, not a curated record
UUUGACUCAACUAGCAGAACAUUCAUUUCCUUGCAAGUACUUAUAUAGUGCCCAUGAUGUUUUGAGCUUUGACUUGUAUUGUCUUCGAUCAGAUUUGUCUUUCAAUUUUUUUUCUGAUCUAAAAUUAUUAUCAAUAUCAAAGCUUGCUAAGUGGCCAAUCGUUUUGUUUUUUGUUGUCCAGCCACCGAAAUAAUUGCCCUGAACUUGGGGCAUCCACACCACCUUUCACUUCAUUUUUCUUUUCUUUUUUUCUCUCAAUCCACCGUUGAUCCUCCAUCAUGGACCCCUACCAGUAUCCCACCACCGGCAAACCGCCACAACGGCCACCGCCACCGCCACCAUCUCCAAAAAAAGAAAUUCAAAUCCAAGGCCCUAGACCUUCAGCGCUAAGACUCCACCAGGGCUCUCACAAAAUCAAGAAGCCACCCCUCCCUCCUCAAAGACAACCUGUCAUCAUCUAUGCAGUCUCUCCAAAGAUCAUCCACGCAGAGGAAUCCAACUUCAUGGCCGUCGUCCAGCGGUUAACAGGUCUCUCCUCCGCUGAUUUCUCCCACGACGGGUCUGUUUCUCCAGCUGCAAGACUUGCUGCCACUGAGAAAGCAAGUCCAAGAGAAUUAACGAGACCAAGUACCAUUAAUGAUAGUAGUAAUGAUGAUCUCAUGGAGAUGAUUGAGGAACUGGAUUUUGGUCAAUUUCCAGGGAUCUUGUCACCGGCACCAGCGGCGCUACCGCCGGUACCAACUGGGUUCUUCUCACCCGUGUCGACGGAUGCAAAUAUUUCACAAUCUUUCUGGAAUGAUAAUUAUAGUAUGAGUCCAUUAUUUACGGCCAGCCCUUCAGGUUUCUUCUCAGGUUCUGGGAUAGUUUCUCCUCUGCAUUCACCAGAUAUUUUUAGCAGCCUGUUCAUGGAUCUCUAGACAAGAAAAGGAAAGGAUUGUGAAGACUUUAGGGUUUAGUUUCGGAUUGGAUUCUUGUUUUGACCAAGACAAGAAGGGGUGGUUGGAUUCUCGCAUUGACUUUUAUUUAGAAGACGAUUCAAGAUCAAUAAGGUUUGGAAAAAUUGUUGUAGAUUUUGUUAGUGGUUUAAGGCUUUUGUGGUUAAUUGCAACUUGUACCUAUACAAUUAGCAACAUUUGGAGAUAUUUAAUUUCUACCUACUCUUAUAUUUUUA